Emiliania huxleyi CCMP1516 is the source of this 954-nucleotide messenger RNA. RefSeq lists its product as hypothetical. Bases 1 to 954 code for a protein of 317 amino acids. The record is from RefSeq and is a predicted model, not a curated record. The transcript is spliced from 5 exons. Lineage: Eukaryota; Haptophyta; Isochrysidales; Noelaerhabdaceae.
AUGGCGGCCUCGCGGCCGUCCAUCGAUCUCGACGAGGACAUCGCGGCCCUCCUUGAGCGGGCGCGCGUCUCUGCGCCUGUUUCCGGCAAGGUGGUCCCGCUGCUGCUGGCCCUAGAUGUCGGCAACGUCGCGGCGCUGCUCGAGGCGGUCGCCGAGGACGGCCUCGAGGGGCUCGGCCUCGGCAAGACCGUGCAACGUCAGCUGUGCCGCUGCCUGCCGGCCCUGAACAGCUGCGACGCGGCUGAGGCAGCUUUGUCAUCCUUUGCCUCCCUGUCUCUGGCCGCAGAAGGUGGAACCGGAGGCGGCGCCCCGGGGGCCUAUAUGGACCCCGUGGCGCCCGCGCUGCCGGCGAGCGGCGAUGGGACGAUCGCCGCCGCGGGGGGGGAGGAGGAGGUCGAGGGCGUUGCUGCCGCCGCCGAGGCGGGCCGCCGCGCUCCGGAGACCCUAGUUGUCGCCGCUUCGGAUUCUACUUACAGCGGCGCGGACGCGGAGGAGGCGGUGGCAGGAGGGGGCUCUGGGGCGGCGGAGGCGAGCGCGGCGGCCACGGCCGAGGAGGACAAGCGCGUCCGGGCGCUGAGGAUGGCCCUGCAGCACAAGACGCAGAUGCCCGUGACGGACGAGGAGGCCCGGGCUAUCCUCCAGGCGCGAGGGGGUCGCGAGACGCCCGUGACGGAGGAGGAGGCGCGGGGCGGCGAGAAGCUAUCGCGGCGUGGGAAGAAGGCGGUGGCGAAGGAGGCGGGCGAGGUGGUAUCACGCGAGGAAGGCGAGGCGAUUUAUCGCGCGACGCUCGAGUCGCUGUUGGCGUCCACCGGGUGGACGCCGCGCGCCGCGGAGGAGAGGGCGCGCGAGGAGCAGCGUGCGCAUUACGAAGGCGACGACGCUUUCGACGCGCUCUUCGACGGGGGCUCGGGGUACGGGUGGGAUUCCCCCUCGGGGGGCGGCGCUUUCUUCUAG